Penicillium malachiteum is the source of this 195-nucleotide messenger RNA. RefSeq lists its product as uncharacterized. The transcript has a single exon. Bases 1 to 195 code for a protein of 64 amino acids. The record is from RefSeq and is a predicted model, not a curated record. NCBI's taxonomy places the organism in Eukaryota, Fungi, Ascomycota, Eurotiomycetes, Eurotiales, Aspergillaceae.
AUGGAUAGUCUUGAUGAAUUGUUGGUAAAGGGACUGCCAAGCUUGAACCUCCAGGGUGAUAGAGUGCCAUACGGCGGACAUCAAGAGUGGAUGUCAUGUGUUGUGUUUGUCGGUAUGAGGAAUGAGUUGGCCUCCCUGAGGAAGGUCGAGGUUGGUAAAGACCAUGAUGUUGAUGUUGAUUUUGAUGGUGAUUGA